GACUUCAUUUCCCAUAGGGCCUUGCUAAAGAGGUAAAUAAGUUUGCGUCCAAGGUACAACUAGUUUCCCCUGCAAAGAAACACCUACUGAUUGAGUAAUACCUGUGAAGGUGGCUCUUCAGAGAGACGUCUUGCUUCGUGUGGAGGUCGUGUUUAUUUGAAGAGGAGUUGGACGGUUCUUCUCUCGGGGCUACCAAACUAGCUCGCUUUUUUCCAGAAGCAUGGCAGAGCCACAGAAGAAAGGAGACAUGCUACCUGAGGAUGUUGGCACAGAUGACUGUCUGACUUCGUACACACACAUCUACAGUCCAGAUUUACUCAAAGAUCAGGUGGCUUUUAUCACAGGUGGUGGAUCUGGAAUUGGACUGAGGAUAGCAGAGAUCUUCAUGAGACAUGGCUGUGACACAGUGAUUGCAAGCAGGAACUUGGACAAGCUCAAAGAGGCAGCUAAAAAACUGUCUGCAGCAUCUGGACGCCGCUGCCUCCCCCUGUGUAUAGAUGUGAGGCAGCCUGAGAGCAUCGCAGCUGCUGUGGAUGAGACCCUGAAAGAGUUGGGCCGCAUUGACAUCCUCAUAAACAAUGCUGCUGGAAACUUCCUCUGCCCGGCUACGUCACUCUCCUUCAAUGCCUUCAAGACAGUGUUGGAGAUAGACACUAUGGGCACAUUCAACACCAGCAAGGUGGUUUAUGAGAAGUGGCUGCAGGAUCACGGUGGCAGCAUCGUGAACAUCUCUGCAACACUUGGAUACAGGGGACAGGCCCUCCAGGUGCAUGCUGGCUCUGCUAAGGCUGCAAAUGAUGCCAUGACCAAGCACCUGGCAGUGGAGUGGGGCCCCAGUGGGGUGAGAGUCAAUACUGUGGCUCCAGGUCCCGUCUCUGGCACAGAGGGCUUCCGCAGACUGGGUGGUCCCAGAGGCGAGGCUGCAGGUGCCUUUCAGUCCAUUCCUCUGCAGCGAGCGGGCAACAAGACAGAGAUGGCCCACUGUGCUCUCUUCCUGGCCAGCCGGGCCUCCUCCUACGUGACGGGAGCCAUCAUGGUCGCUGACGGUGGAGCGUGGCUGACCUCCGUUAACGACGUCUCCAUGCUGCUGGGUAUAGCCUCUAAAUCUGCUAAACUCUGAACAGGGGAAGCUCUGUCCUCCUCCUGACCCAGGUUAUUGGUCAUCUGAAAAGAAAAGAGACAAGUGAAUGCUGGAUAAAAGAGUCAUUUCAGUGCCAUCUGUAGGACAUGUACAGUAUUUUCCGUAAGAGUGAAUAGAGUUGAACACUAACAUACUAACUACUCUGUUUUAUAAUCUUAGUAGACUUAAUUAUGUAACAAUUCAGGGAUUUUCACCCAGUACAACGCUGUGCAUCGUCAUCAUGCAUUUCAUGUUUAAUGUGAUUUUUGUAAUACCUCUCAUUUAUAAAUAAAACAUCCAUAAUUCAAAUUAAA
This is a messenger RNA of Eleginops maclovinus (Patagonian blennie), 1434 nucleotides long. RefSeq names its product 2,4-dienoyl CoA reductase 2, peroxisomal (gene decr2). Bases 221 to 1120 code for a protein of 299 amino acids. Gene Ontology annotation, biological process: fatty acid catabolic process. Gene Ontology annotation, cellular component: peroxisome. The transcript is spliced from 10 exons. The record is from RefSeq and is a predicted model, not a curated record. Lineage: Eukaryota; Metazoa; Chordata; Actinopteri; Perciformes; Eleginopidae. Gene Ontology annotation, molecular function: 2,4-dienoyl-CoA reductase (NADPH) activity.